Neltuma alba is the source of this 641-nucleotide messenger RNA. RefSeq lists its product as uncharacterized. Lineage: Eukaryota; Viridiplantae; Streptophyta; Magnoliopsida; Fabales; Fabaceae. Bases 77 to 340 code for a protein of 87 amino acids. The transcript has a single exon. Gene Ontology annotation, biological process: regulation of developmental process; innate immune response. The record is from RefSeq and is a predicted model, not a curated record.
ACAUAUCACACAUUCCCACUCUCUCUCUCUCUCUCUCUCUCUCUCUCUGAGUUUCAGAAACUAAGAAACUGAAACCAUGUUCCUUAAAAGCGCAAAGGCCAUGCUUGUGGUGUUCAUCGUGGUGAAUUCAGUUCUCAUGGGGAUACAAGGCCGUCCGCUGAGCAUCGCCGAGACAGCCGGAGACGCCGUCACGGCUGGGGAUGACGUGGACUUCUUUGAUUGGCUGGGGUUGGGAGGAAUCAAGAGCUCGGGGCCAAGUGGUGGAGGAGCGGGUCACAGCUUCCACACACUUGGAGGGAUCAAGAACUCAGGUCCAAGUGCCCCUGGCGCCGGACACUAGUCCCUUAAUUUCAGGACACACUCGUCCUUUUCUCAAACUACCAACGUACGCCAACCAAAUCAAUGAAGCACCUCGUAAACGCAUCUUCAUGUUAUGACUAGUUAAUUCCUUCAUUCCUUCAAUAAUAUAUACGCACACAUCUUUUUUUUUUUAAUGCUUUUAGGAGGGUUUUCAAGUGCGUAUGUGAGAGUUAUUCGCUAGUCGUAGAAAGUUUAGUCGUGCAAAAUUUAAAUUCUCAUGUUAUAUGUAUCCUGCUUAACUACAAUAUUAGUCAAUAAUGAAUACAUUAGUCAGUUUUGGA